Molecule: messenger RNA, 2131 nt
Organism: Apodemus sylvaticus (European woodmouse)
Lineage: Eukaryota; Metazoa; Chordata; Mammalia; Rodentia; Muridae
Gene: Krt20
Product: keratin 20
Exons: 8
Coding region: 215-1510 (431 amino acids)
Molecular function (GO): structural molecule activity
Source: RefSeq, a predicted model, not a curated record
AGUAGCUCUAGUAGUAAUUUCUGGAAUGGAAUAAAACAUAUUGCCGUACAAAAGAGGGGGAGGGGGAGGUAGAAAGGUGGACUGUGCCAUUCCUGAGGUGACAUGACAGCAGAGGAGGAGUCUCUUGAACUCUAUAAAAGGUCAGCACAGUAGCACGAGACAGACAGGCUGUGCUCCAACUCCAGGCUACAGGUGUUGCCUCCCGGGAUCCCAGAUGGAUUUCAGUCGUCGAAGUUUCCACAGGAGUAUGAGCUCCUCCUCACAAGGCCCAGCACUCAGCAUGAGUGGUUCCCUGUAUAGGAAGGGGACUGUGCAGCGCCUGGGGGCUGCACCCAGCGUCUAUGGAGGCGCUGGAGGCCACGGCACUCGCAUCUCUGUCUCCAAAACCGUAGUGAGCUACGGGGGCGAUCUCGCCAACGGAGGGAACCUGUUUGGGGGCAAUGAGAAACUGGCAAUGCAGAACCUCAACGACAGAUUGGCAAACUACCUAGAAAAAGUGCGCUCCCUGGAGCAAUCCAAUUCCAGACUUGAAGCCCAGAUCAAGCAGUGGUACGAAGCUAAUGCUCCAAGCACCAUCCGGGACUAUAGCUCCUACUACGCACAGAUCAAAGACCUGCAAAACCAGAUUAAGGAUGCUCAAAUACAAAAUUCCCGAUGCGUUCUGCAAAUUGAUAAUGCUAAGCUGGCUGCGGAGGACUUCAGAUUGAAGUUUGAGACUGAGAGGGGGAUGCGAGUAACUGUGGAAGCUGAUCUCCAAGGCCUGAGCAAGGUUUAUGACAGUCUGACCCUUCAAAAGACAGACUUGGAAAUUCAGAUUGAAGAACUGAACAAGGACCUGGCCCUCCUCAAAAAGGAACAUCAAGAGGAAGUUGAGGCCCUUCGCCGACAGCUAGGCAACAAUGUCAACGUGGAGGUGGAUGCUGCACCAGGCCUGAACCUGGGGGAGAUCAUGAAUGAGAUGAGACAGAAAUACGAAGUCCUGGCCCAGAAGAACCUGCAAGAGGCCAAAGAACAGUUCGAGAGACAGAGUGAAGCUCUGAAGCAAGAGGUCACAGUGAACACAGAGGAGCUGAAAGGAAUGGAAGUUCAAGUCACGGAGCUGAGGCGCACCUACCAGAGCCUGGAGAUAGAGCUCCAGUCCCACCUCAGCAUGAAAGAGUCUCUGGAGCGAACCCUGGAAGACAUCAAGGCUCGUUAUGCCAGCCAGCUGGCUGUCAUCCAGGAAAUGCUGAGCUCCCUGGAGGCCCAGCUGAUGCAGAUCAGGAGUGACACUGAACGCCAGAACCAAGAACACAACGUCCUUCUUGACAUAAAGACCCGGCUUGAGCAGGAGAUCGCCACCUACCGCCGCCUUCUGGAAGGAGAAGAUGUAAAAACUACAGAGUACCAGUUGAGCACUUUGGAAACAAGGGAUAUCAAGAAAACCAGGAAGAUUAAGACGGUCGUGGAGGAAGUGGUAGAUGGCAAGGUUGUGUCUUCUGAAAUCAAGGAGAUCGAAGAAAACGUAUAACCAGCUGCCAGUGAGGUGGCUGGUCCAGCUGCGGCCAUCCAGAAACAACAUCAAUACUGUGUAGUGACUAUAAAGUGUGUGAGGGGCAGUCUAUUUUUCAUGCUCUGUAAUUAAAUAUAAAUGUUUUCACUCCGGGGAGCUGUAAAGGACUUGCAAGAUUAAACCCAGUGAGUACUAGAAUAUUUAAGUCAUCAUCACUGUCGUUUUCAUGUGAAGACACAUCCAUCACAGGCCAGUUCAGUUAUCUUAAAGCUCUAGGGUGGAAGAGUUCAAGCAAAUUUCAAAUAAACCUCUCUCUUUGGGGGUUUUGUUUUUCUUGUUUCUGAAUUGCUAAAAGCCUCCCCCUUUAGGGAGCAUGGAUUCUCCACUGAGGCAAUUUCCCAGUUAAUCUCAUUGGUUUAUUGUUGCCUUUAAACUGCCUUUGCAUUUCCCUACCCCACCCCAGCCGGUUGUCUCUGCUGCCUCUCUAGCUCUACUUAGUCUUUGAAUAAUUUAAAACAAAUUCCAAUCACAGAUGCCGAAGAGAAUAAGAACAGGACACAAGGUGAUUGAUGUGGGACCCAGUUAAGAGCAAACUAGCCCAGAGGUGGAAUGUGUCUUCUCACAAUAAACUGCUUAACU